UCUCUCAGCCUUUCACUUUCUCUCUCUUUUUGUUGUGCGACCUUUGAAAGGCUUUUUGCCCCAAAUGAAGCAGGCCAACCCCGACUGCUCAGGCAGGAAAGUGAAGGAGCCUGAGCGGACAUGAUGAGCCCAAGGCUCCAUCCAUGACAAGACAGCUGCCCCCCUCUGUUUAAAGCCUGAGGCCAUGAUCUUGGAUGGAUUUCUCUGAUGAUCUGGACGUAUGGAUUCAGUUUUGUCAAGAAAAUGAUGCUUGACUUUCAAACCUCAGAAGAUGGCAACAGUGCCUUUAUUCAAAGUGCAGAAGAGAUGGAGUGUAAGAUCUGCUACUGUAUGUACAACUUGGGGAGCCGCAGGCCAAAGGUGCUGGAGUGCUGCCACCGUCUCUGUUCCAAAUGUCUCAUCAAGAUCCUGGACCUGGGAGAGUUGCCCCCUAAUGCUUUGGUUUGUCCAUUCUGCCGCUGCAUCACCGCACUGCAGGGAGACUCUGUGAGCAGCCUGCCAGAUGACUGCAACCUGGUAUCAACACUGGCUCUACAAAUGAGGAAUCAGGGGAACUCCCACCACGACACAGCAACAGAGCUUCUCCUCAAUCCUAGACACCUGACUUCCCUGAGGGGUACUUGCCCAUCCUUGAUUUACCAUUCAUCUAUAUCCUCCUCUUCCUCGUCCUCAUACUCUACCCUCCGUAAUUCACCUAACUUUGUAGUCAUCACUAUCAUGGAACCACCGCCUGCCUCUGCAGUGUCAGACCACGGACACCCUUCCCCCAGCCUGGACUCCAUCUCAUCCAUCACACAGCCGUGGACUUUGUGGAACUGUGCUGCCCUCCUGUGUCAGACCUCAGCCCGGGUUCUGGUGUGGGUGCUGGGGCUCCUGUACUUCAGCUCGCUCCCCAUGGGGGUUUACCUGCUGAUCCUGCAGAGAACAACAGCUGGGAUGCUGCUAGUGAGCUUGGUUCCCUCCAGCCUCGUCAUGAUCAUUGUCUACGGCUUCUGUCACUGCGUCUGCCAUGAGUUCUGGGACUGCGUGCCCCCAUGAUGGGACCCAAUGAACACGGAACAAUUUACUUUGAUUUUCCUCAACUGUAUGUCUCCAGAACUCAGUAAUGGGGGGAGAAGGACAACCAUGUGAAAAGUUACUUCAAAGGACAGAAAAAUGCCUCUUGUGUCACUGAGACUCUAGCUCUUUGUUUCCAUUUCUAAGCCACUUUCAGAGAACCUAUUUAAGUUUAUUAAUCUCAUACACAUUAGGACGAAUUUUAGGAAUUAGGUGUUUUUAAAAAAUUACUUGUUUUCAUUUGUGAAAUGGUUUUUGAGUGUCAAUGGCAUGGGUAUGUAACUCCAGCAACAGGUUGAUACUACCAGAGUGUCAGGCAACCCCACAAAAAAUGACUACAAUUAAUUUAAUAAUUAUAAAGUAAUAAUGUAAGACAAUCAAAUUUUUCAAUUUGAGACACCAACCUGCUUUUGUCCAACCUGAGAAACUGCUCAUUUUUCGCAAAUGUGAAAACGUUCUUGCCACUUGAACAGUCCAAUGUCAUGAACAGCACAAUAGCGCCUCUUAGUGGGACAAAGGUGAUGGGCUAACUUUGUGCCUCAAGAGACGUCUCCCACUUUUUAAAGAUUAUUGUUUUAAACCAUUUAAUUUUCUUUAAUCAUUACACUUGAACAAAAACAUCAUUAAAUGAUGAUAAAAUUAAUAGAAAAACUAUCAAAGUACAGCUAAGCUUUUGACCACACACAAGCAGAUAAUCUUUGGAACCCUAAACUCAAAGGACUCCAAACAAACAAAUGGAGUUUGAAGUGGGAGAGGGAUAUUGCCCAGAAAGUGCCAAAAAAUUGAUAAUUUGGUCUACACAUUGACUGUAUAAGAGGGCUGGACUGAGUCCGUGUGGUGUCACACUAGUGUGGAAAAAUGACUUAGUUUGGCUCCAACCAAAUGAAUUAAGUUCAGUCACCAUUUUUUCGGGAUACAUGUUGGAGCCGGACAGCAACAGUAAGCAGUGACUGGUUCGAGUUAGUCUGAGUCAUAAUUUCUAUGGCAACCACUUUUGCCAAUCAGGAGUGAGUUUUUUAGAAGUCCACACCCCGACCAGUUGAAAGCAUAUUUUGAACGUUCAACGUGAGACCACAUACUUUUACCGAGCAUUCCAAUUGGUCACUUUAAAACUUAAUUAACUUGCAUUUUAGAAAAAAUAUCAUGACCAUAUCAUAAUCAUAAACCAGGUAUGUCCAAAGUCUGGCAUGCGUUCAAAUUUCCAGCCACCCACAGGCUCCUGUCAUUAAAUCAAUAAUGCCCUCCGCACUUUUUAAGAACUGUGUGUACGAUUCCCUAGCUGUGAUUGGCUAAAUUAUGAUAAAAGCUGUUGUAAACCUGUGGCAAAAGCCUUUGGCUACUUGAUCUUCAGAGCCCUUAAGGGCCAAAUCAUAAAAACAGAUUUUAUUGUUUCUGGGAUCAAAAUCACAGUGGAUUCUACUUCUGGAUAAGACAGCUGUUUCUGUUAUUUUGUUGUUCACAUGAAUUUAGUUUAGGAGUUCACAGUGAGCAUUUAAUCAUGAAUAAUGUGUAACAUGUAAUAUGAACACUGAUUUACUGUUGGUUAAAAACUUUUUUCCAGACUUUUUCUUCUUUUUAUUUUUCAUCUUAAAAUUGGAAAUUUAUGAAUAUGUUUGCAAAAAUGUAUUUAGAUAUGUGAAGAAAUGAAAAGUAUUCCAUGGCAAUAACAUUUUCAUUAAAUUGAUCUUUUACAUGUGAUGUUAUUAUUGUUCAAGGAAUGCAGGCUAACUGGUAGGCCCCCCACACAAUUUCACCUCAGUAAAUCUGGCCCUUUUUGCAAAACGAUUGGACACCCCUGUCAUAAACAGUUAAUGGUUUGAACUAGGCCUGGGCUGCACAAUCAAUCGCAAAUUUA
This is a messenger RNA of Oryzias latipes (Japanese medaka), 2911 nucleotides long. It is a transcript of the gene rnf182, whose product is annotated as ring finger protein 182. Gene Ontology annotation, cellular component: cytoplasm. Lineage: Eukaryota; Metazoa; Chordata; Actinopteri; Beloniformes; Adrianichthyidae. The record is from RefSeq and is a predicted model, not a curated record. Gene Ontology annotation, biological process: protein ubiquitination. Gene Ontology annotation, molecular function: ubiquitin-protein transferase activity.